AUGUCCGCCGCCAGCGUGAGCCCCAUCCCCAUCCCCAUCCCCAUCACCACCAUCUCCGAGCUGAAGCAGCACCACUCGCAGCUCGUCCGCCUGGGCCUCGCCUCCCACCCCGCCCACGCGCGCCGCCUCCUCGCCUUCCUCGCGCGCGACCCCGCCCGCCUCCCCUACGCCGCGCGCCUCCUCGCGCACCACCCGCACCCGCACCCGGCGCUCUUCAACCCGCUCUUCGCCUCCCUCCCGCCGCGCCACGCCGCCGCCUUCCUCGCCCUCAUGCUCUCCCUGCCCCUCCACCCCGACCACUUCACCCUGCCGCAGCUCCUCCCCGCCGCGCCGCUCCCGCUCGCCGCCCAGCUCCACGCGCUCCUCCUCAAGCUCAACUUCCACUCCCACACGCACUCCUUCAACGCGCUCCUCGCUGCCUACCUCGCCAACGGCCGAGCCGACCUCGCCUCCCGCCUCUUCGGCGCCAGCUCCCUCUCGCCAGCCCUCGACGUCGUGUCCUGGACUACCAUGGUGGGCGGUCUAUGCAGGCUCGGCCUCGUGGACGACGCGCGGGAGCUGUUCGACGCAAUGCCCGACAGGAAUCUAGUUUCCUGGAACUCGAUGAUCACGGGGUACAUCAAGGCCGGGCGGUUCUUGGACGCCCUGGAGGUGUUUGACCGAAUGCGUGCCCUCGGGCUAGAGGGGAAUGGGUUUGUCGCGACGAGCGCGGUGGUGGCGUGCACUGGGGCUGGCGCGCUGGCCCGCGGGAGGGAGGUGCACCGGUGGGUGGAGCAGAGCGGCAUAAAGAUGGAUGAGAAGCUAGCGACAGCGGUGGUCGACAUGUACUGCAAGUGCGGGUCUGUUGAUGAGGCGUGGCGUCUGUUCCAAGCGCUGCCGGCGAAGGGGCUCACGUCGUGGAACUGUAUGAUCGGUGGAUUAGCGGUGCACGGGAGGUGCAGGGACGCCAUUGAGCUGUUCCACCAGAUGGAGAGGGAGAAGGUGGCGCCGGACGAUGUCACGCUGGUGAAUCUGCUCACCGCCUGCGCGCACACCGGGAUGGUCAGCGAUGGUCGCCACUAUUUCAACUACAUUGUGCAGAGAUACGGCAUUGAGCCCAAGAUGGAGCAUUACGGCUGUAUGGUCGACCUGUUCGGGAGGGCCGGGCUGCUGGACGAAGCCAAGAAGGUGAUCGACGACAUGCCAAUGGAGCCGGACAUCGGUGUCCUUGGAGCACUUUUCGGAGCAUGCAAGAUUCACAGGAAUGUUGAUUUAGGCGAGGCAAUUGGAUGGCGUGUGAUUGAUCUUGAUCCCCAGAACAGUGGACGGUACGUACUACUGGCCAACCUCCUGGCCAGCGCUGGUCGGUGGGCUGACGUGGCAAAGGUCCGUCAGUUGAUGGACAAGAGAAAUGUGAGCAAGGAGGCAGGGCGGUCCACGAUCGAAAUCGAGGGCAAAGUCUGCGAGUUCCAGUGCGGGAGCCUGUGCCAUCCCCAGGAGAAGGACAUAUUCGCCGUGGCCAAGGACAUGAUGAGGAAGAUCAGGCUAGAGGGCUACGUGGCGGACACAAGCGACGUCCUGCACGACAUCACAGACGAAGUGAAAGAAACAUCGCUCCUCUACCACAGUGAGAAGCUGGCCAUAGCCUUUGGGCUGCUGUGCACGAGGCCUGGGGACACGAUGCGCAUCACAAAGAACCUGCGAGUUUGUCGAGACUGCCAUGAGGCGACAAAGUUCAUAUCUCGCGCAUUUGAGCGUGAGAUCAUAGUGAGGGACAGGAACCGGUUCCAUCAUUUUAGGGAUGGUAUGUGUUCGUGUAAAGAUUAUUGGUAAGUAGACUAGAUGCAGAAACUAUCGGGCUGGAAGUAGAUACAUAUGAUCCUCCCUCAAAGUCAUUUGCACUGAGACCAUCUCAAAGAAAACUGAACAAAACACCUUGAACUUCUAAUGACAUGUCUGACGGGGUUGGUGCCUGCGACUAAAAGGAUGCAUUAGAGAAAUAUUCCCAUGAGAGACAAUUGGUGCAAAAGUAGUCUGGACUUGUACUCAGACAAAAGGAGCCAAAGAAAGAACCCUGAAUGGGCCAAUUGACAGAUUAUUGCAUACUAAGGCCAGCAGUCUGGCGACCCCAACGAGGACGAUAAGUGCAAGCUACUUGAAAACAUGGACAGAAGGUGUUGUAUGCCGUGAUGGGUAUGGCAUGUUCAGUGGUGCUUCUGCACGAACUAUCCAUGGUGUAACGAAUGCAACAAUCCUGGAGGAGAUGGUGUGCUCAGAAGCAUUGGCGCUGGCAGGGGACCUGUGGCUCAGGAAGCGCUUCGCACUGUUUGGAGAGAGGUAACUAACUGUCGAAAGCGUUGGUGAGAUUACAGACCAGCAGAACAAUGGUGCUAGACUCCUAGGAGUGCUAUUCCUAUGACAGGGAGCUACUAGGAUGGAAGGGGCCGGCUGCAUUUGGAAAAGCUGGGCUCCUCUGAAAUGUAACUCUUUUGCCUUGCUAGCCUGGCCUGCAGCAUCGACUAUGGACAUCACACAGGCGCGUCAGACAUGGACUCCCAAGAUACUACGUCGGCGUGUUUUACCGCGAUCCACAUCCUCAUGGGCUGUGUAUAUGCAAAGAUAAGGUCGGUUCAGCUGCUUCUGAUUGCCGGCAGUCAACGUUUCAGUACAAUAUGGUGGAUCUCAGCUAGAAGAGGAUUCAGAAAGAGCAAAGGUGUUUUGACACCCUGACAAUUCUAGUGUGCUGAAGACUCUGGAAAUUCCAGAAUCUGCCAGCCAAUAAUCAGUGCAAGGACUUUGGAAGGUGGCAUGCUUAGGAGGGUCCAAUGCCUUUGAGAGAGUAGUCCAUUAGUAGCUCACUAGUUCACAACCUUUAGCUUGUCAUGACACUAGUUUUGAAAAGAACGGUGAAUUUGUAUUUGUCUCAUAAAUAAUUUACA
Molecule: messenger RNA, 2918 nt
Organism: Lolium rigidum
Lineage: Eukaryota; Viridiplantae; Streptophyta; Magnoliopsida; Poales; Poaceae
Product: pentatricopeptide repeat-containing protein At5g06540-like
Exons: 2
Coding region: 1-1812 (603 amino acids)
Biological process (GO): RNA modification
Molecular function (GO): RNA binding; protein binding; zinc ion binding
Source: RefSeq, a predicted model, not a curated record